UGACAUUUUUUACUGCAGGCAGACUAAACAAGCAUAAACACUUUAAUUUAGAUCAACCACAGGGACGGCACAGUCAAUUAAAAAAAAUAAAUAAUCUAAACUCGACUAAAAAUAUUUAGCCUGUAGAUUUUAAUUACUGCGUAUUAGAUCUAUAUCAAGACUAGAUUAGAUCUAAGGAUCUAGAUCUAGGAUUUAUGAUGUCAUUUUUUCUAAAAUCACGGAAAAGAAAGUCGGGCCAGAAGAAUCCAAAUGUAAACAAGAAGAAAGAUUUUCCAAGCAAAGUCAAUAAAGCACUUGAUGAAGAGGUUGAGAGUGAAUCUGAUGUGGACAGCAGCAAUGAGUUCACUGAGUCCAGAGACAAGUUGUAUAGUUCUGAAGAUGAGGAAGAAACUGCACAGCAAAAGAAAUUACGUUUAGCUAAAGAAUAUUUAUCUAAAUUGGAAGAGGAGGAGGCACAAAAAAAAGAGGAGGCUGAUGUAUUAAGAGAUGCUGUUGCAAGUCGACUUCAACAUGAUAUUUCUGAGCAAGCGGGCAAACUCACAAAAAAAGUAGCUGAUUUGUGUAUAUGUCCUAAAGUUGAAGAUCUGCGUAUAUUCAGAGGUCACAAGCUUCCAUUAACUGCUCUAGUUAUCUCCCCUGAUGACAAAUAUGUUUUUACAGCCAGCAAAGAUUGUAAUAUUUGUAAAUGGAAUCUAGAAACAGGCUUGAAAGAAAAAACAAUCAAAGGUGGAAGAAAGGGCACAGAAGAUGAGCAUAUUGGACACACUGACCACAUCUUGUGUUUAGCUAUUUCCUCUGAUGGAAAGUUUUUGGCUGCAGGGGAUAUGAAUAACAUGAUUAAAUUGUGGAACCCACAAGACUGUAGUUUUAUUCACAAGUUCAAAGGUCACAGAGGUCCUGUCACAGGUGUGUCCUUCAGAAAAGGCACUCAUACUCUGUACAGCUGUUCCUCUGAUAAGGUAGUUAAAGUCUGGAGUGUUGAUGAUCUAGCCUAUGUAGAAACACUAUUUGGCCACAAUUCACCAAUCACUGGCAUAGACAGUUUAGCCAGAGACAGGGCUAUCACAUCUGGAGGGAGAGAUAAAUCAGUGCAUAUUUGGAAAAUUACUGAAGACUCCCAGCUAUUGUUUCAUGGUCAUGAUGGCUCCAUAGAAUGUGUUGCAUUGAUCAGUGAAAGUAAUUUUGUUACUGGUGCAGAUGACAACUCUGUAAGUUUGUGGAGUGUUUUAAAGAAAAAACCACUAACAACAGUGAAGAAUGCUCACGGGGAGAGAAAUGGUCUAGGAGAUGAACAUUGGAUAGCCUCAGUAGCUGCUCUACAACAUACGGAUUUAGUGGCCUCAGGUUCUAAAGAUGGUAAUGUUCGUCUUUGGAAAUGUGGAGCUGAAUAUAGGACAUUAUCACCUUUAUUUAAUGUACCAGUGAAAGGUUUUGUGAACUGUUUGAAAUUUUCCAACAAAGGAGAUUUUUUGGUAGCAGCAGUUGGACAAGAGCAUCGGAUGGGCAGAUGGUGGCACCUUAAAGAUGCCAAAAAUGGAUGGGUUGUAAUACCCUUGAAAAGUAAUUCAAUUUAAACUUGCACAUUGUCAACUAUGUUUAUGUACAGAAUAAUACAAAUAUUGAGUCAUUAAAUUUCAUUGUUUUAAUUCA
Messenger RNA from Biomphalaria glabrata, 1650 nucleotides. RefSeq names its product U3 small nucleolar RNA-interacting protein 2-like. NCBI's taxonomy places the organism in Eukaryota, Metazoa, Mollusca, Gastropoda, Planorbidae. The transcript has 14 exons. The coding region runs from base 195 to 1574 and encodes 459 amino acids. Gene Ontology annotation, molecular function: snoRNA binding; protein binding. Gene Ontology annotation, cellular component: small-subunit processome. The record is from RefSeq and is a predicted model, not a curated record.